Molecule: messenger RNA, 818 nt
Organism: Nyctereutes procyonoides (raccoon dog)
Lineage: Eukaryota; Metazoa; Chordata; Mammalia; Carnivora; Canidae
Gene: CUNH1orf162
Product: chromosome unknown C1orf162 homolog
Exons: 6
Coding region: 47-475 (142 amino acids)
Source: RefSeq, a predicted model, not a curated record
GUUGAGGCUUUCUAAGAGGAACACUUUUUAUUCUCAGGAAGACGACAUGGGAGGAGGGGGCUCCAGACCUGAACCCGACGAUGGCGGAUCGAGCCCGAGUCCCACGGUCGCGACGGUCGCCGCUGCCCCCACCGCGCCGCAGCACACCGCCAUACAGCAUUUGGCCUUCGCCUUUCUUGCUGGGGUCCUGCUGACACUGCUUCUGCUGGCCCUGGUCUUCUUCAUUGUAAAAUGCUGCAGGAAAUGUCACUCCAGUCCCUGGGCCCUGGAUCCUCCCUUAGACCCUCACUCCGGCCAUGAUCCUCCAGCCAAGCUCUCAUCCCCGGAGGGAGCACUUACCUAUGCUAAAGUAACUUUCAAAAUCUCAGAAGAAACGAACAAUCACCUGACUGAGAAACAUUCUGCGAACUUGGACCCCGUUGUCUAUGCUCAAGUCAAAGUGACAGACUCUCCCUACCUUUCCAAUGAGGCUUGAUAUCAGUCCCUCUUCUUCUCAGCUCCAUCUUUACACAUCACUUUCCCUUUGGACAAACUCCAGACCACGGCCUGGCCAAACUCCAGAUGGAGCUGUUUGUGUGAUCUGGAAACAUUAGCCAGCAGUUUUGAAGACCAAGGGUCAGUCUUUCUCUUGGCCUAAGAGGAGGUUACUGGCCCUCCCAUUUUGACCGGCAGCUUGUUAUUCCUUUGAGAACUGAGACUGCUCCCUUGUCCCCUUCCAAAGUGUGUGGUACCGAGCUCAGCACACACAAAGUGUUUGCUCAGUGCCACUGACCAACUUGGGGGAAGUCAGCCAAAUGGGCAAGUUAGCAAGAAUUACA